GCAAACCCAGGUCACUCGCACAGAACUACCUCCGAAGGAAACCGAAGCUGUGGCCCCGCCCAUCUCCGGCCGAAGCUCAGGUUCCGUCUACUUCCGAACACAGACCUUCAGUACUCGACUGCUUCCGAAGAAAACCGAAGCUCUUAGCUCCGCCUCCAAGCUGUCUCCGCCUCAUUCGGAAUCCAGUCCAGGCCCCGCCUUCUUCCCCGGGCCAGUCGCGUCCCUCGUAGCCCGAAACUCUAGAGCCUCCGCCUUCAGAUCACGAAGCCCCGCCUCGUGGUGUAUUCGGCUGGUAGAUCCUGCGUCCAGGGUUAGCCGCGGACGCGUGCUCCCGGCGCCCGGUGCCAGCUCUUUCCCGGCCUACCCCGUAGCCUGACGGGGUUAGCGCACCCGGCUCCGGAUCGCGCAGCUCCGCCGCCCCAGAGAGAAGCGGGAACGGGAACGCGCUGGGCGAGGAGGCGUGGCCGGCCCGGGGUGGACCGCGGGGCCGGGGCCGCUCGGCCAUCUCCUGACCAGUGGGCACCGCGGAGUCGGGCCCAGGUGGGCCCAGGUGGGCCCAGGCCAUGUCACCCGAAGAAUGGACAUAUCUAAUGGUUCUUCUUAUCUCCAUCCCCAUCGGCUUCCUCUUUAAGAAAGCUGGACCUGGGCUCAAGAGAUGGGGGGCAGCCGCUGUGGGCCUGGGGCUCACCUUGUUCACCUGUGGCCCCCACACUUUGCAUUCUCUGGUCACCAUCCUUGGGACCUGGGCCCUCAUUCAGGCCCAGCCCUGCUCCUGCCACGCCCUGGCCCUAGCCUGGACCUUCUCCUACCUCCUCUUCUUCCGUGCGCUCAGCCUGCUGGGUCUGCCCACUCCCACGCCCUUCACCAAUGCUGUCCAGCUGCUGCUGACGCUGAAGCUGGUCAGCCUGGCUAGUGAGGUACAGGAGCUGCACCUGGCCCAGAGGAAGGAAAUGGCCUCAGGCUUCAGCAAGGGGCCCAGCCUGGGACUGCUGCCCGAUGUCCCCUCUCUAAUGGAGACACUCAGCUACAGCUACUGCUAUGUGGGAAUCAUGACAGGCCCGUUCUUCCGCUACCGCACGUACCUGGACUGGCUGGAGCAGCCCUUCCCCGGCGCUGUGCCCAGCCUGCGGCCCCUGCUGCGUCGCGCCUGGCCGGCCCCGCUCUUUGGGCUGCUCUUCCUACUGUCCUCGCACCUCUUCCCGCUGGAGGCCGUGCGUGAGGACGCGUUCUACGCCCGCCCGCUACCCGUCCGCCUCUUCUACAUGAUCCCGGUCUUCUUCGCCUUCCGCAUGCGCUUCUACGUGGCCUGGAUUGCGGCCGAGUGCGGCUGCAUUGCUGCCGGCUUCGGGGCCUACCCCGUGGCUGCCAAAGCCCGGGCCGGGGGCGGCCCCACCCUCCAAUGCCCACCCCCCAGCAGUCUGGAGAAGGCAGCUGCCCUGGAAUACGACUAUGAGACCAUCCGCAACAUCGACUGUUACCGCACAGACUUCUGCGUGCGGGUGCGGGAGGGCAUGCGGUACUGGAACAUGACGGUGCAGUGGUGGCUGGCGCAGUACAUCUACAAGAGCGCGCCCACCAGCUCCUAUGUCCUCAGGAGCGCCUGGACCAUGCUGCUGAGUGCUUACUGGCACGGCCUCCACCCUGGCUACUACCUGAGCUUCCUGACCAUCCCAUUGUGCCUGGCAGCCGAGGGCCGGCUGGAGUCGGCGCUGCGUUGGCGGCUGAGCCCAGGCGGCCAGCAGGCCUGGGACUGGGCGCACUGGUUCCUGAAGAUGCGGGCCUAUGACUACAUGUGCAUGGGCUUCGUGCUGCUCUCCAUGGGCGACACCCUCCGCUACUGGGCCUCCAUCUACUUCUGCAUCCACGUCCUGGCCCUGAUGGCCCUGGGCCUCGGGCUGGCUUUGGGUGGGGGCGGCCCCAGCAGGCGGAAGGCAGCAUCCCAGGCCACCAGCCUUGCCCCGGAAAAGCUCCGGGAGGAGUAAGCUGCCAACACGCCCUCUGCCGGUCGGGCCAGUUGCCAAGCUUCUGCCUGGGGAUUCUGUGAACCAGGCUGCUGUCUGCUUUCCCAGAAAGGGUCCUUGGCGUGGCUCAAGGCCUGGGGCCUGGGGAGGAUGCCUGUCUCCACUCAGUACCUGCCUCUCACGGGCUAGGGCCACCGCCCUCCCUGGUUCCCUGCUUGCUGCACUUGCCGGCUCCAGAAAGUGUUUCCCUCCUGCAAAAUCCAGACGCUGUCUAGACGAGACUGCCUUUGUCCCUGCCAAGCUUCAGGUUUUCAGAGAGCUGAACUCUGGACUCCCCCAGACAGCAGGUAUAGACGGGGGAAGUCCCCUUCUCUGCUCCACAGUUGGGGGAGGAGCUCCAGGGUGUGGGUAACCUCUUUCUUGUGGCCUUUGUCCCACUUUUAUGGCAUCACACCGGUGUGUCAGGCCUGGAAGGGAGCAUAACCUUCCAUUUCUUGAAGGGCAACUGAGACACAGGUGAGCCAGCCUGGAGACCACCAUUCCUGCAGCUGCCACCUGAGGGUCCCAGUGCUCCUGUAACCCUCUCGUCAUCCUGUGACCUAACGGCAUCCAAGUGUGCCACUCUGACCCAAUAAAGUGUUGCUCAUAGACC
Messenger RNA from Phyllostomus discolor (pale spear-nosed bat), 2613 nucleotides. RefSeq names its product membrane bound O-acyltransferase domain containing 7 (gene MBOAT7). Bases 564 to 1982 code for a protein of 472 amino acids. Gene Ontology annotation, cellular component: membrane; mitochondria-associated endoplasmic reticulum membrane contact site. The transcript is spliced from 8 exons. Gene Ontology annotation, molecular function: lysophospholipid acyltransferase activity. Gene Ontology annotation, biological process: lipid modification; phosphatidylinositol biosynthetic process. Lineage: Eukaryota; Metazoa; Chordata; Mammalia; Chiroptera; Phyllostomidae. The record is from RefSeq and is a predicted model, not a curated record.